CCCCCCCCCCCCCGCAUUCCCUACCCUCGUUGUCCCCGCGGCCCCACCAUCCCCCAGCCCAGCCCAGCCUCACAGAGCUUCGUGGCACCUCUCCCGAAUCCCACAAACCGCAAACCUGUCUCCCCACAGUUCCCGCCACGAGCUCGAACAUAUCCCGGCUAUGGGACCGUCGGACGAUUUGGAUGACGAGGGUGCUCCUCCCCACGUCUACCGCGAUGACGACUCGGCCAGUGUCUUCUCCUACCACUCUAACCACUCCGCCAUCUCCGACACGGUCCUCAUCCACGGAUCCGAAGCCUCCGACGAGGAAUACUACAUACCCCAGGAACCUUAUCAUGUAAAGAAAUACAUUCCGCCGCGAUUCCAGCGCGCGUGGCGGGCCACCAAGAAAUGGGUCAAGGGCCCCCAGCCUCCGAGGCCAUGGAGGAUACACCCCUUCUUCCCUCGUGUACAGACAGCGCCCAUUCAAUUCCUGCAUAACUAUUUCCCAAAGAGGAAGCACAAGGUCUUCCUGUUGAUGUUCUUUUAUGUUUGUUGGCUGUUGAGUUUCGGGCUGGUCCUGCAUCGCUCCGCAUUUGCGGCGGAUAUUCCUGGCCACGGCCCUCCCGUGCGGAUUAGUUGCACGGACAGAUUUUGGAGUGAUGGAAACGGGUGCGGUCUGAAUGGGGACCUCUGCCGUCCUUUUGAAAACAGCACCGUGACGUUCCGCUGUCCAGCAAAUUGCAGGCGUGUGCAAUUGCUAAACCCCCAUCCUGUUGGAGAUCAGGAAGUAAAUUACCGACCUCUAGUUGUUGGUGGCCCAACAGAUGAGCCCGAGACCCUCGAACAUACCUUCUACCGCGCUGAUUCCUUCAUUUGUGGCGCAGCAAUCCAUGCAGGAUUCAUCAGCGACGAAACCGGCGGCUGCGGGGUUGUCUCUCUGGUUGGGGAAAGAAGCAACUUUCCCAGCGUCAACAGGAAGCAUAUCACGAGUAUUGCUUUCGAUUCUUAUUUCCCCAAGUCUUUCUCAUUUUUGUCCGGCACUGCGUCGAAGUGCCGAGACCUCCGCUGGCCACUUCUUGGCGUUUCUCUUACUUUUACAAUUCUCAUGUCACUUUUCACCACAUCUCCGGCCGUUUUCUUUCCAUCGGUAUUUCUAGGCAUAUUCUUCCACGUGGCGCUGGCGUCCGAUCCCCCAAAUCUCACCGAUUACUAUGCCAUUGUUAGCGUCGCUCUCGGCAGAUUAUUGCCAGCUAGUUUUUGUAUGUUUGUUGUAUACCAGUAUUGCGUCAGGCGGCAAUUGCAGGGCCUCCACGCCCAGAUAGAAAAGACUAUCCUUUGGCUAGGGGGAUGUUGGGUUGGCGCCUUGAACAACUACACCUUCGACAAGAUCCCAAUUGAGCGCCUCACGCCUCACGACAUCAAACAACAACCCGGGGCAGUACCCGCACUGAUCAUCAUCGUGCUUACUCUCUUCUCCAUUGCGCUUGGCCAGGCAUGGGCAAUCCGUAUCGAAGGCCGCCUACCGCGGUACCUCGCCGUCUACGGCCUCUUCGUGGGCGUUCUUCUCUCUCUCGUCGCCGUCCCAAAAAUGCAUGUCCGCAUCCACCACUACAUCUUAGGCCUCCUCCUUGUGCCGGGAACCGCCAUGCAAAACCGGCCUAGCCUGCUCUUCCAAGGCAUCCUCAUCGGCCUUUUCAUUAAUGGUAUCGCGCGCUGGGGCUUCGACAGCAUUCUCCAAACACCCGGCGAACUCCGCGGCGACGCUCCGCAGGGCAGCUCCCUCCCCGCCAUCUUCCGGCCUGUGAUACAUAAUAAUUUCGGGGGGCUAUUAACGCCGAACAUCACCUUUGAGUGGCCGCUUCCACAUCUAGAGAGAUAUGAUGGUAUGAGUGUGCUAGUCAAUGAUGUAGAGAGGUUCAGGGGGUAUGAGGAUCGUGGAAUGAACUCGUUUACGUGGUUGAGACAUGAGGUGGAUAUGCCGGAAUACUUCCGCUUUGCGUUUAUGAAUGGCAGUAGUCGUGGAGAUUACACGACAGCGGGCGUGUGGCGGACGGAUGGGGGUUGGACGGAAAUGGGGUCGGGACAUUCGUAAAGAUGGAUAGAUUGUCUCCUUGUCCGGAUUACGUGCUAGACGGACUGGACAGGGUCGAGAAAGCUGUCUAGCUAGAGUGACGCUCGACUGCAAGUGAGGGGCACGGCGAUCAGGCAUCGUGAUGUCGUGUGCAGAUGCCGAUGCAGGGUCCGUGUCUGAUUGAUUCUGCGUACGUGUUUGAGAAGGCGCAUGGGUUUGACGACAGGACCAAGGAUUACGGUAUGGCGUUGCGUGCGGUUGCACGACUCCGCAAGCUGAUGAACGGCGCAUUAUCAUAUUUGCAAAUGUGACGGAGUAUACCCCCCUGUUCUUGCGGAGAGGGUGGAUGAUGCAGAGGGUUUUGUUGCAUGCACACAUGCAUGCAUCGCAUAGACUGGAUACCUUUCUAGCCAUCUAGACGAGGACUUGGGUGAGAGUUGGG
Lindgomyces ingoldianus is the source of this 2495-nucleotide messenger RNA. RefSeq names its product LCCL domain-containing protein. The transcript has 2 exons. Lineage: Eukaryota; Fungi; Ascomycota; Dothideomycetes; Pleosporales; Lindgomycetaceae. The record is from RefSeq and is a predicted model, not a curated record. Bases 161 to 2074 code for a protein of 637 amino acids.